UAACCAGUAGUUUCAGAAAGGAUACACACACGGUUUGAAAAUCUGAUCUCUGCUCGAAUAAUUGGAAAAGAAGCAUGGAAAAAGUCUUGCUAACUUAUCUUGUUCUCGUUUUAGUCGGGCCACAAAUCGCAAGAACAACAGGAGAAACAAAGUGGAGAGAAGACGGGCGAUGUGGUCCUGAUUACCUUCUCUCUGAUGGGACUCCAGCUCAGUGUAAUCCUGAUGUUGAGUACAGCUGCUGUUCUCCACAGGGGUAUUGCGGGAGAACACCAGAUCACUGCUUGUGUCAAACCUGCAUUGACUACAAACAGUGUGUUGAUAAAGCGGAUGAGGAUGGAUUAGACUACAGGGGAACUGUAUCUGUCACAGUAUCAGGAAACGUCUGCCAGAGAUGGGACUCUCAAUCACCUAAUGAACACAGUGCAACUGCUGAGAGAAAACCUGAUUCAGGACUGCAUGAGAACUAUUGCAGAAAUCCAGACGGUGAAUCAGGCGCCUGGUGUUAUAAUGGUGAGGGAACUGUGCCUCGAUGGGAGUACUGUGAUAUACCUAUAUGCGCUGUUGACGGAGGCUGGUCUGAAUUCUCGGAAUGGUCUGAGUGUUCGGUUGCAUGCGGAGGAGGACGUCAAAGUAGAAGCCGAAGUUGUUCCAACCCUGCUCCAGAAAAUGGAGGGGCUGAUUGCGAUGGAGGCGAUCGGCAAUCUAUGGACUGCAAUGCUGACCCUUGCCCCGUUGACGGAGGAUGGUCUGACUUUUCUGAUUGGUCUGAGUGCUCGGUUGCAUGCGGAGGAGGACGUAAAAGUAGAAGCCGAAGUUGUUCCAACCCUGCUCCAGAAAAUGGAGGGGCUGAUUGCGAUGGAGGCGAUUUGCAAUCUAUGGACUGCAAUGCUGACCCUUGCCCCGUUGACGGAGGAUGGUCUGACUUUUCUGAUUGGUCUGAGUGCUCGGUUGCAUGCGGAGGAGGACGUAAAAGUAGAAGCCGAAGUUGUUCCAACCCUGCUCCACAAAAUGGAGGGGCUGAUUGCGAUGGAGGCGAUUUGCAAUCUAUGGACUGCAAUGCUGACCCUUGCCCCCUCGUUGACGAGUGUGUUGAUAAAGCGGAUGAAGAUGGAUUAGACUACAGGGGAACUGUAUCUGUCACAGUAUCAGGGAACGUCUGCCAGAGAUGGGACUCUCAAUCACCUAAUGAACACAUUGCAACUGCUGAGAGAAAACCUGAUUCAGGACUGCAAUGGAACUAUUGCAGAAAUCCAGACGGUUCAAAUGGCGCCUGGUGUUAUAAUGGUGAGGGAACUGUGCCUCGAUGGGAGUACUGUGAUAUACCUAUAUGCGCUAUUGACGGAGGCUGGUCUGAAUUCUCGGAAUGGUCUGAGUGUUCGGUUGCAUGCGGAGGAGGACGUCAAAGUAGAAGCCGAAGUUGUUCCAACCCUGCUCCAGAAAAUGGAGGGGCUGAUUGCGAUGGAGGCGAUCGGCAAUCUAUGGACUGCAAUGCUGACCCUUGCCCCGUUGACGGAGGAUGGUCUGACUUUUCUGAUUGGUCUGAGUGCUCGGUUGCAUGCGGAGGAGGACGUAAAAGUAGAAGCCGAAGUUGUUCCAACCCUGCUCCAGAAAAUGGAGGGGCUGAUUGCGAUGGAGGCGAUUUGCAAUCUAUGGACUGCAAUGCUGACCCUUGCCCCGUUGACGGAGGAUGGUCUGACUUUUCUGAUUGGUCUGAGUGCUCGGUUGCAUGCGGAGGAGGACGUAAAAGUAGAAGCCGAAGUUGUUCCAACCCUGCUCCACAAAAUGGAGGGGCUGAUUGCGAUGGAGGCGAUUUGCAAUCUAUGGACUGCAAUGCUGACCCUUGCCCCCUCGUUGACGAGUGUGUUGAUAAAGCGGAUGAAGAUGGAUUAGACUACAGGGGAACUGUAUCUGUCACAGUAUCAGGAAACGUCUGCCAGAGAUGGGACUCUCAAUCACCUAAUGAACACAGUGCAACUGCUGAGAGAAAACCUGAUUCAGGACUGCAAUGGAACUAUUGCAGAAAUCCAGACGGUUCAAAUGGCGCCUGGUGUUAUAAUGGUGAGGGAACUGUGCCUCGAUGGGAGUACUGUGAUAUACCUAUAUGCGCAAUUGACGGAGGCUGGUCUGAAUUCUCGGAAUGGUCUGAGUGUUCGGUUGCAUGCGGAGGAGGACGUCAAAGUAGAAGCCGAAGUUGUUCCAACCCUGCUCCAGAAAAUGGAGGGGCUGAUUGCGAUGGAGGCGAUCGGCAAUCUAUGGACUGCAAUGCUGACCCUUGCCCCGUUGACGGAGGAUGGUCUGACUUUUCUGAUUGGUCUGAGUGCUCGGUUGCAUGCGGAGGAGGACGUAAAAGUAGAAGCCGAAGUUGUUCCAACCCUGCUCCAGAAAAUGGAGGGGCUGAUUGCGAUGGAGGCGAUUUGCAAUCUAUGGACUGCAAUGCUGACCCUUGCCCCGUUGACGGAGGAUGGUCUGACUUUUCUGAUUGGUCUGAGUGCUCGGUUGCAUGCGGAGGAGGACGUAAAAGUAGAAGCCGAAGUUGUUCCAACCCUGCUCCACAAAAUGGAGGGGCUGAUUGCGAUGGAGGCGAUUUGCAAUCUAUGGACUGCAAUGCUGACCCUUGCCCCCUCGUUGACGAGUGUGUUGAUAAAGCGGAUGAAGAUGGAUUAGACUACAGGGGAACUGUAUCUGUCACAGUAUCAGGAAACGUCUGCCAGAGAUGGGACUCUCAAUCACCUAAUGUACACAUUGCAACUGCUGAGAGAAAACCUGAUUCAGGACUGCAUGAGAACUAUUGCAGAAAUCCAGACGGUGAAAAUGGCGCCUGGUGUUAUAAUGGUGAGGGAACUGUGCCUCGAUGGGAGUACUGUGAUAUACCUAUAUGCGCUGUUGACGGAGGCUGGUCUGAAUUCUCGGAAUGGUCUGAGUGCUCGGUUGCAUGCGGAGGAGGAUCUCAAACUAGGAGCAGAAGUUGUUCCAACCCUGCUCCAGAAAAUGGAGGGACUGAUUGCGAUGGAGGCGACUUGCAAUCUCGAGACUGCAAUGCUGACCCUUGCCCCAUUGAUGGAGGAUGGUCUGACUUUUCUGAUUGGUCUGAGUGCUCGGUUGCAUGCGGAGGAGGAUCUCAAAGUAGAAGUAGAAGUUGUUCCAACCCUGCUCCAGAAAAUGGAGGGACUGAUUGCGAUGGAGACGAUUCGCAAUCUCAAGACUGCAAUGCUGACCCUUGCUCCGUUGACGGAGGAUGGUCUGCCUUUUCUGAUUGGUCUGAGUGCUCGGUUGCAUGCGGAGGAGGAUCUCAAAUUAGGAGCAGAAGUUGUUCCAACCCUGCUCCAGAAAAUGGAGGGACUGAUUGCGAUGGAGACGAUUUGCAAUCUCGAGACUGCAAUGCUGACCCUUGCCCCAUUGAUGGAGGAUGGUCUGACUUUUCUGAUUGGUCUGAGUGCUCGGUUGCAUGCGGAGGAGGAUCUCAAAGUAGAAGUAGAAGUUGUUCCAACCCUGCUCCAGAAAAUGGAGGGACUGAUUGCGAUGGAGACGAUUCGCAAUCUCAAGACUGCAAUGCUGACCCUUGCUCCGUUGACGGAGGAUGGUCUGCCUUUUCUGAUUGGUCUGAGUGCUCGGUUGCAUGCGGAGGAGGAUCUCAAAGUAGAAGUAGAAGUUGUUCCAAUCCUGCCCCAGAAAAUGGAGGGGCUGAUUGCGAUGGAGACGAUUCGGAAUCUCAAGACUGCAACGCUGACCCUUGCCUUUGGAGAAACGACAAGCGAUGUGGUCCGGAGUUCCCCCUCGCGGAUGGCUCUCCCAGUCAGUGUAACCCUGACCACCCAAAAGGCGCUGUUUGCUGUUCUAAGUGGGGACGGUGCUCAUCCGUACCAAGAUAUUGUACUUGUCCUACCUGCGUCAACUACGGCCGAAACUGCGACGGUGGCCCUUGCCCUACAGUUGACGGAGGCUGGUCUGAAUUUGGGGAAUGGUCUGAGUGCUCGGUUUCAUGCGGAGGAGGAUCUAAAUUUAGAAGUAGAAGUUGUUCCAACCCUGCCCCAGAAAAUGGAGGGGCUGAUUGCGAUGGAGACGAUUUGGAAUCUCAAGACUGCAACGCUGACCCUUGCCUUUGGAGAGACGACAAUCGAUGUGGUUCGAAGUUCCCCCUCGCGGAUGGCUCAACCAGUCAGUGUAACCCUGACCACCCAAGAGGCGCUGUUUGCUGUUCUAAGUGGGGACGGUGCUCAUCCCAAAAAAAAUGGUGUACUUGUUCUACCUGCGUCAACUACGGCCGAAAAUAGAAUUUGAGAACAUAUCGUCGACUAGAAAAACAGCAGAUGGGUGUAAAAGAAUUUGAAGCAUGAUUUGGACAAUUUCUCGUCGAGAGAGCACUAAGAUUUGGAUAUUUGUAAAGAGGUCAACCAUAUUUGUUUGAUAUAUGACAGUGCAAUUCUGGGUUUGAUCAUUAUUCAAUACUGGAAGCUUAUUUGAAGUUAUUCGCUGUCAUCUGUCACUGUCAGGAAAUAUGGAUUUCAUCCCCAUUUAUUAUAGUAGUAGUACCCAGAUCUGUACAAUGCAUUGAAAAAAAUUGUAACAAA
This is a messenger RNA of Bolinopsis microptera, 4568 nucleotides long. RefSeq names its product SCO-spondin-like. The coding region runs from base 75 to 4271 and encodes 1398 amino acids. The transcript has 20 exons. Lineage: Eukaryota; Metazoa; Ctenophora; Tentaculata; Lobata; Bolinopsidae. Gene Ontology annotation, molecular function: chitin binding. The record is from RefSeq and is a predicted model, not a curated record.